Chelmon rostratus (copperband butterflyfish) is the source of this 3180-nucleotide messenger RNA. RefSeq names its product hyperpolarization activated cyclic nucleotide-gated potassium channel 2b (gene hcn2b). Gene Ontology annotation, biological process: transmembrane transport; potassium ion transport. Gene Ontology annotation, molecular function: voltage-gated potassium channel activity. The transcript has 8 exons. The coding region runs from base 1 to 3180 and encodes 1059 amino acids. The record is from RefSeq and is a predicted model, not a curated record. Lineage: Eukaryota; Metazoa; Chordata; Actinopteri; Chaetodontiformes; Chaetodontidae. Gene Ontology annotation, cellular component: membrane.
AUGGACGAGGCGGAGGACGGCGAGGAGGAGCCCAAAUUCCAGCAGCCUCGACCGCCUCGAGUGGCCAGCCUGGUCGGAUGCGAGGAGCAUGGGAGCAGCGGAGGGGCCAAGAUGAAGAAAUUUACGCCAGGAGGCGGAGCCGCGUCCGUUGCGCGCAAAAACUCCAACAACAAUGAGCUGUGGCUCCUGCAGGACGAGGACUCCGCACCUGUCAGCGCCAGCGGCAGCUCAGCCUCUGCUCUGCUGUGCCAGAGGGAUGCUGCCGGCGGCUCAGAGGCGGACCACAGAGGUGGAGGGGACACCGUCUCAGAGGCAGGCGUGAUCGCAGCGGGAGCCAUCGGCAUGAUAUGCAACAAAAACGGAGACUGUAGAAGGGACCCGACCAGUUCUGGGAGCCUCUCCUCUCUCAUCUCAAGGCAGGAGAAGCAGGCAGAUGGAGUAGGAGCAGCAGCUGAAGACGGCAAGGCUGCAGUCAUGGACGGCUCUGUCACUUCAGCGGGGCCCCUGACACAGGGGCCGGGGGCCGAGGUCAAGACCGCGGCAGCGAUGGAGAAAAAGGACUCCAGAGUCUCCUUCUCCAACGCCCCGACUAGUAAAGGACAGACCCCAAGCCAGCAGUCGCGAAACUCUGUCACAUUUUCCAAAGCCGAGGAUGGCUCUCAGAUAGUGCCGGAUGAUGGAGACUCGAGAGGGAAUCAGACUUACAUGCAGCGGCAGUUCAGCUCCAUGCUCCAGCCCGGAGUUAACAAGUUCUCCCUGCGCAUGUUCGGCAGCCAGAAGGCGGUGGAGAAAGAACAGGAGCGCGUAAAGUCAGCGGGUAACUGGAUUAUCCACCCAUACAGCGACUUCAGGUUCUACUGGGACUUCACCAUGCUGAUGUUCAUGGUGGGCAACCUGAUCAUCAUCCCCGUGGGCAUCACCUUCUUCAAGGACGAGACCACCACGCCCUGGAUCAUCUUCAACGUGGUGUCCGACACCUUCUUCCUCAUGGACCUGGUGCUGAACUUCAGGACGGGCAUCGUGUUCGAGGACAACACCGAGAUCAUCCUCGACCCCGACAAGAUUAAGAAGAAGUACCUGAAGACCUGGUUCGUGGUGGACUUUGUCUCUUCCAUACCUGUGGAUUAUAUCUUCCUCAUCGUGGAGAAAGGGAUCGACUCGGAGGUGUACAAGACGGCCCGGGCGCUCCGCAUCGUCCGCUUCACGAAGAUCCUCAGCCUGCUGCGGCUGCUGAGGCUGUCCAGGCUCAUCCGUUACAUCCACCAAUGGGAGGAGAUCUUCCACAUGACCUAUGACCUGGCCAGCGCUGUGAUGCGAAUAUUCAACCUGAUUGGUAUGAUGCUGCUGCUGUGUCACUGGGAUGGAUGUCUUCAGUUCCUGGUUCCCAUGCUGCAGGACUUUCCGUCUGACUGCUGGGUCUCCCUCAACAAGAUGGUGAAUGACUCAUGGAGCGAGCUCUACUCCUUCGCCCUCUUUAAAGCCAUGAGCCACAUGCUGUGCAUUGGCUACGGAAGACAAGCCCCAGAGAGCAUGUCGGACAUCUGGCUGACCAUGCUCAGUAUGAUCGUCGGAGCCACCUGCUACGCCAUGUUCAUCGGCCACGCAACCGCACUCAUCCAGUCUCUGGACUCAUCCCGACGGCAAUACCAAGAAAAGUACAAACAAGUGGAGCAGUACAUGUCCUUCCACAAACUGCCGGCCGACUUCCGACAGAAAAUCCACGACUACUACGAGCACAGAUACCAGGGCAAGAUGUUUGAUGAGGAGAGCAUCCUGGAGGAGCUUAAUGAGCCUCUGCGCGAGGAAAUCGUCAACUUCAACUGCCGGAAGCUGGUGGCCUCCAUGCCCCUGUUCGCCAACGCCGAUCCCAACUUUGUGACGGCCAUGCUGACAAAACUGAGAUUUGAAGUCUUCCAGCCCAGAGACUACAUCGUCAGAGAGGGCACCAUCGGCAAGAAGAUGUUCUUCAUCCAGCACGGGGUGGUCAGCGUCCUGACCAAAGGAAACAUGGGCAUGAAGCUGAUGGACGGCUCCUACUUUGGAGAGAUCUGUCUGCUGACCCGCGGCAGACGGACGGCCAGUGUGCGAGCGGACACCUACUGUCGUCUGUACUCGCUCUCUGUGGACAAUUUCAAUGAGGUGCUGGAGGAGUAUCCCAUGAUGAGGAGGGCCUUUGAGACGGUUGCCAUUGACAGAUUGGACAGGAUAGGGAAGAAGAACUCGAUCCUGAUGCACAAAGUUCAGCAUGAUCUGAACUCAGGUGUUUUCAAUAACCGCGAGAAUGAGAUGAUCCAGGAGAUAGUUAAAUACGAUCGGGAGAUGGUUCAGCAAGUUGAUGUUCCGCGACCGCGGGCCAUGUCCAUGACGCCUCCUCUGCAUGGUGGGAUCUUUACUCAUCCAGGUUCCUCCACCCAGCCCCAGAAUUCAGCAAUUGCCACUCUGCAGCAGGCCGUAGCCAUGAACUUCUGUCCCCCCAUGCAAGGGAACUCAGUAGGAUCAGGGAACCUGCAGUCCCCCAGGAUGUUGAGGAGAUUCCAGGUGAUCGAAAGUGCAUCCAGCCCUGUCUCAGCCUCCCCACUGCAGUCUCAGCUCCUUGCUUCUGGUGCCUUUGCUCCCAUCCUGUCCAGCCCCCCUGUGCAGAGCCCGCUGACAGUUGGAGGACGAUCAUUUCAGUAUGGAUCCAGUGCCCUAGCUGGUCCCACCUCAGGCUCCCAGCUUUCUCUUGCCCAGCAGCACAUAGUCAGCCCUGCACACCGGCCCAGCACACAUAAGAGUACCCAUUCCUUGCAAAUGGGCAGUCUUAGCCAAGACGCCAGGUCAAUGUCAGCCUCUCAGCCCUCACUGCCUCAUGAGGGGGUGCAACCAGGUGCCCCCAGUCCACCCCAGUCUACACGAGUCUCCUCCACUUCCAUUGGACCCCCUCAGACCGCAUCAGGUCACACAGGCGUCCGGGGCGGUAUACCACCUAGGGUGGUACUACCCCACCAGAUGUCUGUGGGCGCCUUCCCUGUAGCAUCCCUCCCUGGAUCUGUCCAGGGUUUUGGGGCUGGUGCAGGGCUGGCAGUAGGGGGCGCGGGAACAGGGCUGGGGGACUCGGGACUACCCAAAAAGGACUCUAUAGUGAGCAUCCCUGAGACAGACCACAUCAAAGUCAGAGCCAGGCUAUCCUCAAACUUGUGA